AUGAAAGCCACUCAGUUCAAAUUUGGAGGAGCCUACUCCACUGUUGAGAUUCCUAAACCAACCCCAGCCAAUGAUGAAGUCCUGGUCAAGGUCAUUUAUUCUGCCCUGGAUACUGCCCAUGAUGCCUGCAUCAACAAGGAGAUGAUGGGCUACUUUACGCAUGCCCUGAAGGAACCCCUUUAUCUUGGAUAUCACUACUCUGGCAUCAUUGAAGCCACAGGUUCUGAUGUGAAUGAUAUUGCCAAGGGCGCGGAAGUCUUUGGUCAUUUGCAAUAUGAACCUUCUCAGGUCCAGGGAUCUCUUGCGGAAUACAUCACUGUGAAGCGCUCUGAUUGUGCCAUCAAGCCUUCCAAUGUUCCCCAUGCCACUGCGGCUGCUUCCACAACAGAAGCAAUCACAGCCUUGCAAGCCAUUCGCGAUUUUGGUGGAUUUCAAAAGGGCCAACGAGUACUCAUCAAUGGUGCUGGUGGUGGCGUUGGAAGUGCUGCUGUUCAGAUUGCCAAGGCAUUGGGAGCCAGUCACAUUACUGCCAUUUGUGGUACCAAAGAUGUGGCUCAAGUCCGUAGCUGGGGUGCGGACCGUGUAUUGGACCGUACCACUUCUCCCAACUAUGUCAAGAAUCUUGUAGAGGAGGAAGCACAGUACGACGUUAUUUUGGAUGCCCCCAACAUGCUCCCCCCUGGUGGCACCCGUCUCCUGGCACCCAAGGGAACGAUUGUGAAUACAAUUCCAACCCUCACCUUUCUGUGGAACAAGAUCAAGUUCUUGUUCCGUUCCAAGAAUGCUGGGUUUGUAGAAUGCCAUAGCAAGGAGGAAGACCUGGCAUUGAUUGGAAAAUGGUUGGAUGAAGGAGACUUGACCAUUCCAAUUGACUCUACCUUUCCUAUCAAGGAGAUGGAUGCAGCCAUGAAGAAGCAAGCUGGAAAGAAGAAGGGAAGAGUUGUUAUCAAGGUUGCUGAUGGAUGGAAAUAA
Seminavis robusta is the source of this 972-nucleotide messenger RNA. The record is from the annotation of a GenBank genome assembly. Lineage: Eukaryota; Bacillariophyta; Bacillariophyceae; Naviculales; Naviculaceae.